Baudoinia panamericana UAMH 10762 is the source of this 168-nucleotide messenger RNA. RefSeq lists its product as uncharacterized. The transcript has a single exon. NCBI's taxonomy places the organism in Eukaryota, Fungi, Ascomycota, Dothideomycetes, Mycosphaerellales, Teratosphaeriaceae. The coding region runs from base 1 to 168 and encodes 55 amino acids. The record is from RefSeq and is a predicted model, not a curated record.
AUGAUUGGUGGGAAAGUCCUGGACUCGGUUUAUGAUCUAAUGGUUGGUUCCAGCGAUGGUGUUCAAGGCAAGGGCUCUGGCGACGAGUGUUUCGGGUAUGAUAGCGCAUUUCUCGCUGCUGUGGCCUUGGUUCGUGUUCAUCGCGCUUAUGGCAGGGUGCUACUGUAG